AUGGGCAUUGUAUCUUUCCACAGCUAUUCAAGUACACAUCCGGAGAUCUUAAGGGCGCGUGCUGUGACUCCAUUUCGCGACGUCACCUACGGCGUUCAGACGCUUUGCUUCAACGAGGGCGACAUCAUUGGGGUGAGUUUCUGUCCGCAUGCCUUCACUCAUCGUCCCUGGACAGUGACAUCUGCCAGGCACAUGCUUAGUCGCUUAAUUCGGCAGGUGAGCCCCGCUAGACGUAAAACCCAAGAGGCCGUCAUAACAUUAAAUUCUCCCGAGCACUGCGGAUCGACAAUGUGCUUGGCUAAACCUUACCAAACCUCGGUUAACGAGUUUGCGAUCCGAACCCUAGGAAGCUUCUCUUCUCGAUUUUGA
This is a messenger RNA of Mesocestoides corti, 369 nucleotides long. The record is from the annotation of a GenBank genome assembly. Lineage: Eukaryota; Metazoa; Platyhelminthes; Cestoda; Cyclophyllidea; Mesocestoididae.